Molecule: messenger RNA, 4820 nt
Organism: Periophthalmus magnuspinnatus
Lineage: Eukaryota; Metazoa; Chordata; Actinopteri; Gobiiformes; Gobiidae
Product: DENN domain-containing protein 5B-like
Exons: 22
Coding region: 132-3896 (1254 amino acids)
Molecular function (GO): small GTPase binding; guanyl-nucleotide exchange factor activity
Source: RefSeq, a predicted model, not a curated record
CAGCCUGAGCUCAGUCACCGACCGGAGAGAGCCGUCGAGCACAGCCCCGCCAAACUGGACCCUGACAGCGAUGAACAAGCGGUGUUUUUAGUCCUUUACGGAGCUUACAACCUCAUUUUUAUCCUUCCAGAAUGAACGGAACCACAGCGCCCACCACGGGAUCUGGGUCGUGCCGUUUCUCCCACUAUUUUGUUGUGUGUGGUCUGGACACCGACACGGGCCUGGAGCCAGACGAUGGAGCUGGUGAGAGCCUUGAACAGAGCCCUCUGCGACGAUCCUUCAAGUCUAAAGUUCUUGUGCAUUAUCCGGAGAGCACAGAAAAGAACCCCUUCAAUAAGAAUGCAGUUAACAUGCUAUGUAUGCCCCGUGGCCUGUCUUUCCGCACUCAGGCAGAGAGACUGGACCCUCAGUUCCACUCCUUCACUCUUAUUUUCGAUGAUGGCUCACGCUCCUACGGCUUUGUCCACACAUUCUACGAGGAGGUGACAAGUCCUGCCAUCACCACGGCUAUGCACACUUUGUACCAGAUGCACCAAGUGGAGCGCCAAUCCAACUCCUCCUCCUCAGUGGCCUCCUCCUCUGCCUCCUCACCCUCCACCUCCAGCAUGGACUCUCUGGUGAGCAGCUUGGAUGAGUCAGACGUGGAGUCCCUGGCGGGUGUCUCUCCAUGCUCUGGUGGUGUGGGCUCUUAUGAUGCAUCUAAGGACACUCUGUAUGUGUCCAAAGCUCUGUGCCUGCUCACCCCACUCCCCUUCCUCCAAGCCUCCAGACAGUUCCUCUCCCAGCUACACCAGGCUGUAGCUUCCAACACUGCCCCACCCCUUCCUCUGGAGAGCUACAUCCACAACAUCCUGUAUGAGGUCCCCCUGCCCCCUCCGGGACGCUCUCUACGCUUUCAUGGAGUACAGGGGCCCAUCCUGUGUCAGCGGCCCGGGCCAGGGGAGCUUCCUCUGGGGGAGUUUCCUCUCGGAGAGGCCUUUUGCCUACUGGGGGUGGAUAACAUGGUGCAGCUAGUGACCUGUGCCCUUCUAGAGACACAAGUGCUCCUCUACUCACAAGAUUACCAGAGACUGAUGACGGUGGCGGAGGGCAUCACCACGCUGCUGUUCCCAUUCCAGUGGCAGCACAUGUAUCUGCCCAUCACGUCCACGCCCAUCCACCACCUCCUGGAUGCUCCUGUGCCCUUCCUCAUGGGCAUCCAGCGGAGGGAGGGGGCUCAGAGAUCCUCCCUGCACCUGCCGCAUGAGGCCAACCUCUGUUUCGUGGACAUUGACAACCAUUGUGUAGAAGCCCCCGAGGACCUCCCUGCGUUCCCUGAUCAGAAUGAACUCAUUCAAGAACUUACAGAAAUACUACUGCGCUUUGGACUACCUCCACAAGGGGGUGUGGUAACAAAACCCACCCUGACCUCCCCAUCACCCCGUCUGAGCAGCCUUGUUCUGGAGGACCUGAUGGAAGACAGGCGGAAUGGUAACCUGGGGGGCGAGGAGCUGGCUGUUCUGGAGAAGCUACAGGCGCUGGCCAAACAGUGUGAAGGAGCCAACUUGGCUGACAGUGCAAAAACUCUAGAGUUAGAAGAGGAUGAUGAUGAGCUGAAGGCUGCCAAGCUCAAUGUUCAAAUCAGGGAAGUGUUUGCGGGGAGGUUUGCCGCCAUGUUUGGACGGUACGACCAAUUUGUCAUCAACAGCUCUUUUGAUUUGGACUCCUGGUUGAGCAACAGAGAGGGAUCGUGCAAUUUUGACAAGGGUUCCUUCCUAUCAGUUCAGCCCGCCUCCCACCUGACUUUCAUGUCGCGCUUCCUGGAGACAGCCAUGUUUUCCUGGUUUGUGGAUGGGAAGGUGAUCUCUCGCUGGGCGGACAGAGAGCCCAUGCAGCAGCUGUUUGACAGUCGCCUGGAGAGAGAGCGAUUGUACGACACAGAUGAGCAAGACCCACGGAAUGGUCGCUAUAGGAAGUGCACAUCACUGCUGGAAUCAGCUCAGACCAUUGAGCGCAGGCUGAAGAAGGCAGACCACACAGCCAUCCACCCACACCUGCUCAACAUGAAGAUCGGACAGGGCCGUCACCAGCCGGGAUACUUUCCCCGACUGCAGGCUGAUGUUCUGACACAAGGGAACAGCACCAACAAGUGGUCUGGUCGAGUCACCGCAUCACGCAGGUCUGACCCCAAAAGGUUUGCAGAGCAUUCAGGAACAGACAUGGAUCAAACUCAGAUUCAUAAACUCCUAAGUCAAAAACAGCGUUGUAAGCACAUAUUUCUACGUAAAAACCUGGCUCACACAAAGCUUCUCGAUCCAUGCCCUCAAACUAUCACUCAAACUCACAGAGAAUUCGUAGACGGACUGCUGAACGAGUGUCGCCUGAAGACUAAGAGGAUGCUGAUGGAGCGUAUGGGGAAGGAGAGUAUAGAGCUGGGUCAGGGGGAGGCUAACAUCACCGGUCUGCAGGAGAACACUCUUAUUCAUGGACUGUGCGAUCUACUGGAGAGGACCUGGGGCCAUGGUCUGCAGCUCAAACAGGGGAAGUCUGCAUUGUGGUCCCAUCUGCUGCACUACCAAGCAGCCCAGAGGAAGGCAGAGGCACCAGCUGAGUCUCCAGGCACAGAACAAAAGACAUUUAAUGAUGCCACCCUGCACCUAAGAGGAUCUUUACCACAAGACAUGAGCUUUAUUCAGACUAUGAGUGAGGGAAUGUCUGAAGUGGGUCAGGCCAGAGCUUGGAUUCAUCUGGCUUUGGAGAAGAAAAUGCUAUCUCAACACCUCAAAGAACUGCUUACAAAUCAAGAGCUAAUUCGACAGCUGUACAAACCACAUGCAUUCCUGCUGUGUGAGGAAGAACGCGAGCAGUUUUUGUUUCAUCUCUUGUCUCUGAACACAGUGGACUACCUCUGCUUCACCCGAGUGUUCACCUCUAUCAGUAUUCCAUAUCGCGUUGCCAUAAUACCCAUGAAAAAACUAAGCAUCGCCAUGGCAACUGUAAACCCGUGGGUGUGUGUGUCGGGAGAGUUGGGUGAUUCAGGAGUUAGACAGUUCCCCAAGAACACACAGGAGAUAUACUUCCAGUGUAAAAACCUGGGCCGGCUGAGCACUCUGCAGCUGGGGCAGGAAAACUCCGGACUGCUGGCCAAGUGUCUCAUCGACAGUGUCAUGGUGUACAAUGAGAUCACAGGACACACUUACAAAUUCCCUUGUGGUCGCUGGCUGGGAAAAGGAGUGGGUGACGGCAGCCUGGAGCGCGUCCUCAUUGGUCAACUAGUGACACCUGGUGCAGAGGAGGACUCUGGGAGGUGGUCGGCUACCCCCCCUGAGCUGGCCUCUCCCUCUCAGACUAUGAUGACAGUGCUGGGAUCGCUUGGCAGCCGCACCAGAGUGCAUGCAGUGGAAGUACAAGAGGACAUGAGGGAGGCAGCAAAUAACCUUGUCAAAUACUUCCAUAAACCAGAGCAGGAGAGGGGAAACCUGACGGUGCUGUUGUGUGGUGAGGGAGGCCUGGUGUGCGCGCUGGAAAAGUUUCUUCUCCAUGGACUGAAAUCCAGCCGCUUGUUCCAGAGAAGUGUGUUUGUUUGGGAUUACAUUGAGAAAGCGGUGGUUUCCAUGGAGACGGCCAAUCAAAUGGGCAACUCCCUGUGUCAUUAUGUCAAUGCCAUCAACUCCUCCCCCCGAAAUAUUGGAAAAGAGGGAAAAUUCCAGCUUUUUGUGUGCCUGGGGAUUAGAGAUCAGCUCUUGGCUCUGUGGCUCCCUCUACUGGCUGACUGCCCCCUCACAGGUCGGACCUAUGAGGACAGUGCUUUACUCCGGGACCGUGCUGCGGUCCAUGCCCUGUCUCGUAUCUUACACACGCUUUAUGGGUUCAGUAUCACCCUGGAAGCAUCUUUGGUAAAGGGGAUAGAGCUCUGACUUGAUCAAACUGAAGGACUAGAAUGGACAUUUCCAAAAAGUGUAUAUGGCCUUGUUUGUUACUAUAUAGUGUCCUAGGCUGUAUCAGUAUUGUUCCAAUAUGCUUUAGGAAAUGAUUACCUUUCUGAUGCUUGUUUACACUGUGAAUUCUGUUUCCUUCGGCAGAGAUAGACACAUUCAUAUUGUCACAUUUGAUUUUCUCACUAGUCACUUUUAUUGUAACUGACACUGUAUACCCAAAUGUGACCACCUCUCUGCUGCUGUGAUGCUUGCAAUUGGAUUUGAAGUUAACCCAAUGCAUGGCUCAAAUAUAUUUGUUUAUGUAUCCAUGUGUGCUUUAGUAGUCGUGCCCUGACUCGAGCCUCAUUAUAGUAAUGCAUUUUCAUCUGGACAAAAGUAUUGCCUCAUUCUAAUAUGCUAUUAUCAUGUUUUUGUUUAUAUAAAUCUGUGUGUUUCUGAGUUUUUGGGUCAGGAGUGAUGUGCUCGUCAAAUCCUCAGUUGGUCUAACACUGGAGCGGAGCUGGUGGCCUGUUUGUGUCAGUCUUUGUCACUGUCAUUGUUGUAAAUAAUUUGGCUCAUGGAGUUGUGUUUUUCUGUUAAUAUGGUUCAGAAUACUGCUAUAUUUUCUGUACAGUUAUGUUAAAAAAAUCUUAGGUUGGUCACCUUUUACUUUUUGUAAAUAUUAAGACACACACCCAGCUGAGAUUGCAGGGACAACUACUUAUAAAAAUAAGAUUAUGUUUUGCUGAAUUUUAUUUAAUAAUAUAAAAUGUGCAAAUAUUAUUUCUUGCACUGUAGUGCAAACCCUCUGUAAUCCAAAAUGACCAAGCCCACAUUAUCUUUUACAUACUGCAGAUGGGAAGAAGCAAUAAUUGUUAUUUAUGACAUGUGUUGUAAAGAAUAAAAGUUAUUAAUUUGAGAAAA